This is a messenger RNA of Solanum stenotomum, 747 nucleotides long. RefSeq lists its product as uncharacterized. Gene Ontology annotation, biological process: DNA integration. The record is from RefSeq and is a predicted model, not a curated record. Gene Ontology annotation, molecular function: nucleic acid binding. Lineage: Eukaryota; Viridiplantae; Streptophyta; Magnoliopsida; Solanales; Solanaceae. The transcript is spliced from 2 exons. Bases 1 to 747 code for a protein of 248 amino acids.
AUGAUUGAAGUAAACUCAGGAGUUUGUGAACCUCACAUGAAUGGAUAUGUUCUCGCAAAGAAGAUACUUCGAGUAGGUUAUUAUUGGCUCACCAUGAAGCGGGAUUCUAUACGGUUUGUUCGUAAAUAUCAUGAAUGUCAAAUACACGGUGAUUUGAUACAUUCUCAUCCCUCCGAAUUACGUGCGAUGUCUGCUCCAUGGCCUUUCGUGGCAUGGGGAAUGGAUGUGAUUGGACAAAUAGAACCAAAAGUAUCGAAUGGUCAUAGGUUCAUCCUGGUGGCCAUUAAUUACUUUACAAAAUGGGUGGAAGCAGUAACUUUCAAGUCAGUGACCAAGAAGGUCGUGGUGGAUUUCAUUCAUUUCAACAUCAUCUGUCGAUUUGGUAUUCCAAAGGCAAUUGUUACCGAUAAUGCUGCAAAUCUCAACAAUCGUUUAAUGCAAGAGGUAUGCCGUCAAUUUAAGAUUGAACAUCGAAAUUCGAUUCCUUAUCACCCAAAAGCAAAUGGGGCUGUAGAAGUUGCCAACAAAAAUAUAAAAAAAUACUUCGUAAAAUUUCGUACGUCAGUGGGUGCCACCCCCUAUUCGUUGGUAUAUGGGAUUGAGGCAGUUAUACCUGCAGAGGUUGAGAUUUCAUCUUUGCGGAUUGUUGUAGAGGCUGAAAUUGAUGAUGAUGAGUGGAUUAGAACACCCUUGGAGCAAUUAAGUUUGAUUGAUGAGAAGCGAAUGACGUCAGUAUGCCAUGGAUAA